AUGACCAUAGAAUUCGUGAACGGAGGAAAGCAGGAAUGAAACUUUUUAUACUUGUCCAUCCGCUCUUUUCCUAAGCUACUCAAGGGUGCCCUCGCUUCAGCCUUGAUAGCUGCUGAACUUAUGGCUCCAACAGCAGACGAUACCCAGAUAGUGUACCCAGUUAAUGAAUCGUAUCCUAUCAAUGAAAGAACCAGAGAAUGCCUUUUCAAAGGAGUGAAUCACUACUUCUCGGCCUUCAGGGAUGACUGUUUUUUUAUAUACGGAAGAAUGGUUGGCGACAAUUACAGAGUGCCGAUGUUUUAUCAAAUUUUCAAUUUCACUGGUUGUAUUAUCAUGGCCGAACUCGACAAGCUUGAGAAUAUACCCCUGAGUUCCUUUAUGAGCUUAAGAGCAAAUUUCAAAUUUUGCGAGUAUAAGUACAGCUUGAUGGUUUAUGGAAAUAAAAAUCUGAGGCGAAUAUCUCUUCGAAAAGAUAUGGAGAUCAAAAAGGAGGAAGUUUUCAUCAGAGCUAAUGAGAACUUUCGUCGAGAGCAAGUCACCAAUGCACCAUUCGAUGUAGACGUGGGAAGUCCGCACGACUGCACGAUAAAAAUGGCUCUGAAGCGCAAGGACUGCACGGCAUUAGUUGGUGAUUUAAAAUACCCGAGUGAUGAAGACAUGAGGGAAGCAUGGAAGCGGAUAAGCAAGGUUUACGGGACUAUUACCAUAGACGACAUAUCGGAUGAGAAUUUGAACAUACUCAGGAAUCUCACUGUCGACGGAUGGCAACCUCGUGUGGUGAGGAUACUUAAUAACCACAAGCUGAAAAACAUUGCCGCUGUACUGGACAUGAAGGUGAUGGGACCCAAGCCGCACUUCUGGUUUAGUAACAAUCCAAGCAUCUGUCAUUCGAUUAAUGUCAGAAAAGAAAUCGAAGCCAAAGUAGAAACAAAGCUACAGUGGAACGAUAACUGCAGUAAGUCAAGGCUUUCUUGA
Messenger RNA from Haemonchus placei, 975 nucleotides. NCBI's taxonomy places the organism in Eukaryota, Metazoa, Nematoda, Chromadorea, Rhabditida, Trichostrongylidae. The record is from the annotation of a GenBank genome assembly.